This is a messenger RNA of Plutella xylostella (diamondback moth), 6180 nucleotides long. RefSeq lists its product as uncharacterized. The record is from RefSeq and is a predicted model, not a curated record. NCBI's taxonomy places the organism in Eukaryota, Metazoa, Arthropoda, Insecta, Lepidoptera, Plutellidae. Gene Ontology annotation, molecular function: microtubule binding. Gene Ontology annotation, biological process: negative regulation of centriole replication.
CACUUACGCCACUUCUUCGCUCCAAACAGUCCGCGGACAUCGCCCGUGCCAUAAUACCAAUUUAAAAACUUAAAAACAAACACGCAACGAAUAUUCAACCGAAAACCGACGCCAUUUUUAUUUCGCGCGCGCGUUUUUUCCAAAGUUUUUCACAGUGCAAAUUAGGUUUUUUCGCUGUCUACUCGGCUCCGGCUACAGGUUUUUUAAGUGGUGUUAUUCCUACCUUGCUCUUAAUUUGAGUGAUGAGUGAGUCAUGCCCUAGUUUGGAUGUCCGACGUCGUCUCAAUUUGCCGAGCUAAUGUUGUAAUUGCAGCCAUCCAGCCGGCGAAAUAGAGCGAGUGAUGAACUGAACAUGGAGUAAUUUUACACGAAAAUUUCCCCGCAUUCGGAUAACUCUAGUUUUCGUGUUAUACGGCCAUAAUAUUCUCCAUACAACCAGCGAUAAUCAUCUGUAUUCCAUAGAAAAUUUCUCUGUUUAUUGGGAUGCAAAAAAGGAAGUUAUUAUUAGUCCGGUAUCAGAUGCAAUGCAUGUUGUUAUCGCCACUUAUCUAGACCCCUCGUGAUAGAGAGAGAUACAAGAUAAUCCCCUCUCGGCUGGCACAAUAACCCGAUGAAGCAUGUUAUCGAGUUUUUCACCCAAUCAGCUGAUUUGCGCCUCUACAGCCGUGUAAGUUGCAGUCUUGCAAGAGAAAAAGUGUAAGAAAAUUUGCAUGCCGGCACGUCAGCGUCACGGGGGAUCGCGCUGGCCGGUGGUGUAGUCAUAGUCAGUCGACGGCGCAGGCGCGAGGCGAGAGGCAAUUAAACUUUUUGCGAAAGAGAAUUUCUUAAUUCAAAACAUUGAAGACGCCGUGCUGUGUUUAGAAAUCGAACGAAGCCGAUAGUUUUUCCGUUAUCGAAUUUUCACCGAACCGUUUUUAGCGAGAUUUUCCGAACGAUUUUUUUUUGUUAUUGAAGUGAGUGCGUAGUGAUAAAGUGAGAUGGUGUCGUGAUAUUAAAGUGGUGCAUUGGUUAAAUUAUGGAAAGAAGUGUUUUAGCGGAACCUCACCACGUCCAUUGGGCUUCCGAACUGCACUCGGAGUACCGCAGCACGUACCGAUGGCACGAGUUCAAGAGCGCGGAGCAGCCGCAGGGCGGCGGCGUGGUGAAGCAGCCCGCGCCCAACCCGCCCGGCGCGCUGCCCAUCGCCAGGGGCCCCAUAGAGCCGGCGAUGCCUCGUCGCAAGAAGUACCCCGGCGUGGCGUACAAGGCCAACGAGUUCUUCGACCCCGCGCCGGCUGACGACAUCCGCCCGCAGCCCUCCUCCAUGUAUGGACGAGCCAGGAGUGUACAGAGGAACGAAGUGGACCGCGCGGGGCGGCGCAGCAAGUCCGAGGGGCCGCGCCAGCCGCGCUGGACCGACACUGUCGAGCCUAAGGCGACAACAGCGGCGCUGGGCGAGGUGCGUCGCUCGAAGGACCCUGACAUCGUGAGCACCGAGUACCGGAACCAGUUCGCGUGGCCCAAAGACUCCACAGACUCGGCUCCCAGGAAGAGCAUCUCCAUGGGCGCUCUGAAGAAGGCCGCUGCAGCUGAAGGGGCUGUGGAGGCAGAACCUCUAAUGAACCACACUGAUGAUCACGACGAACAUGUCCCAAAGAAAUACAUCGAAGAUUAUCUCUGGAACGGCCAGAAGCCAGGAGUUCAGAGAAAAUCGACGUUCCGUAGCGCGCUAUCGGCUCUCAUAUCGACCGGGGAGGACCGUUCGAAAGAUAAUAGAAAACGUUACAAAAGCGAGUACAAAAAGAAAUUUAGACCGUUCUCCCAGUACGUGUUCGAGGCGUCUAAAGGGACGUUUACGAAAUGCAGGGGUAAAGGGAAGUCGGGCGGCGGGGGGGAGGGGGAGGCGAGCGAGCGGAUGUUGGGCCCGGAGCCGGCGGCGGCGGGGGCGGCGGGGGCGGCGGGGGCCAUGGCGGCGGCCGGCGACCACGCGCACACGCUGCGCGCCGCGGGGCUGCAGCCGCUGGGCCGCGCGCGCGGCGAGGCCUGGUACCAAGAGGUGCUGGACCUGCGCAAGCGCGCUGGAGAGUACAAGUACCGCGGCUGGGGCACAGAGCUCGCCCCAGAGCACAUCACCCAGCUUUACAAUAAACAAAUCGAGCUAUGGUACCAGGUCUCCAGGAGAUCCUCGCUCUCUGCGUUAUCACUAGCUUCCACCAAUCACAAGGCUCUGCCGCGUGAUGAGAAGGACGGUAAGGACUCGAAGAACGUCUCUCCGAAGAAGUUCAGGUCGUUCAGAUCGGCUCCGCAUCAGUCCAUCCACGCCAAGCUUCAAGAGACGAAGGCGACGGAGCGCUCUCCGCACAAGACCUCGCCCCAGAAGCAGAGGAAGAAGAUUUCCGGACACAGCUUCGAUGAGGGGAGCACCCAAGAAGGCAAGACAGAAGCGAAGGGCGAGUUCCGGUCGCCCCGCAGGCGGCCCCGCUCGGCGGACCCCGCGCCGGUGGCGCCCGCGAAGCACCUGCCUAACGGCCACGAGCCGCACCCGCGCCCGCACAAACCCACCGGUUUGCCGUUGAAUAAAGGAGCUAGUACAAAUAAAGUUAGGGGGGCAACGACCACGAGAGGGGGGAGGUCCCCUUCGGCGCCGCCGGGGAAAGGGGGGCUGGUUAACGGGAUCGCCCGUGUGAACGGGGCAACCGGGGUAAACGGGGUGAAUGGGGCAUCCGGCCGGAGAAGCAGAAGUGUCUCAAAAGUGGGCAUUAAAUUGGACGAAGUAGACAUGCCGUCGCACCGCAGUGCCUCCGUGGCUAAAGACCACUUCUUCGACGACUCUCCCAUCGUCAAGUCUCCACCAGAACCCACCAGGGUCAAGUCGCCAGAACAAAUGAACAUGCGGUCUCCAGACCCCGUCAACUGGACCGUGCCUCUGGAUACCGGGAAGACUUUCACAGUCACCCAGAACGUUAAGAGUGAUGAGGGCGUAAAACGCCCUAGCUCUGAGUUUAAGGGAGGGUUCAUCGCAGAGGAGAGCGUCGCGAAGCCAGCCCCAGAAAUCGCACCGGUCCACCACCAGCAAAUGUCCCCAAUACGGAUGAAGAAGAGCGAAUCCCCGACCAGCCUCAGCAAGCGCACCGACAAAACCCCCACCACCCCCACCAGCCUUACUCCCAUAGACGAAACUAGAGCCUUAGACAUGAACCAGCUCAAUGGCGUCACCAACGGAGUGACCAACGGCGGCGUGACCAAUAGAGUUAAUGGCGUCAAUGGUGUCAAUAGUAACCAGCUUACUCCAGAGAACCCCAGUCAUGAGUUGCUCCCAGAGAAGGGUGUGCUUAAAAAGUCCACUGAAGCGACUCAGGUAGCCCCUGGCGUGGUGGAUACGACUGUAGUCACCGAGCAGUCUGGAGGACUUACAGCUGCAGAGGUGCUUGAUCGAGCUCGCAAUCGAUUCGACAAGUUUUGGGGCAAAAAAGAAGAGGAUAACGUUUAGAUGUACAUGGAAAAGUUCCCAUACUAGCUGAUGGUAAUAGUUUUCAGACCGGAGGCCGAUAAUGUUGUGCACGCUGCCAUUUGAGACCGUUUGAUAUCAAUUUUACAGCAAACUCUAUUGUGACCACAAAGAUCAGCGUAUGAAACAUUUUCUGCCAAAAAAGUAUCAGAUCGUCAAUGAACGUUUGAUACUAUAACACACAUAAAAUUUAGUAAAUUAUUAGAAAUCAAUUAUUGCUGAACGGGAUUCAGAUAAAAAAACGCUUUGCUUAUUUCAAUGACCGUGUAACUUAGUAAGUAUACUUUGGUUCUACUUUUUAAUAAUUAAAUAACUACCGGAUUGAAGCACUGUUUCAGUGAUAGGAAUGUGGGCUUGUGAUAGUAGUAUUGGUAUUAAGUAUUGACUUGCAUUGAUUUAAUAAUAUUUAUUAUUAGUAUUAAUUAAUUUUAAUAUUUAUAAUAAUAUAUACUCACUAGGAUUUAUCAAGGUAUCGACACCUACAAUUUAGGCCCUUAUGAAAUUCUCAUCCAACUGACUGCCCCUCUUCAUCUAUUUAUGUAUGUAUUAUACUGUACAUAAUGGUUUGUAUCUACUUAAUCAAUUUUAAUUUUUGCUCAGUAAUUAAAACUUGGUAGUAGGUACUUCCGUUGGAAACUGGGUUAUUGAUAAUGCAUCUGAUCAAAAUAAAAUAAGGUCUAAUUUUACCAUGAAAAAAAAUAUGCCAGCUUACUAGGUAAUAUACCCGUUAAUACAAUUUAUAUGCAGAAUAUAUUUAGUUUUAUAUUUUUUGCAGUACAAGCUAAUAAGUAUUUUAUAUUUAUCUUUAUAGGCAUGCACGGUUACGUUCUAUAUCUUUUCUUUGCGUUCCUUCAAUACGUCGUAAUGAUGAACGAAAAGUCCGCAUAUUGAAGUACCUAUACAUUUUCAACUGAACCGUCCAGUAGAUUUUAUUUUCUUUGCUUAGAACAAAACAAUAACAUUUUAACAUUAUUUUGUGUUUUAAUCCUUAACAUAAUUCAUUAAAGUAAAGUAGGUAUUCGUUAACUUUAACAACAAAAUGAAAUUUAUGAACGCAGCUUUUUUUCGCGCUAUAUUUAGGGCGGGAACGAAAAGUUAAAAACUCAUCAAAAAAAUUCUAUACUCCUCCGACAAACUCCGUAACUUUAAAUAACAUAAAUAAAUAAUUAUAACACUGAAAAUGGAACUAGGUAAAAAGUCCUGCCGACUAUGCUUAACAGAAACAGAUUUUAAUGUUUCCCUUUUCGGCAGUUAUUGUCGCAAAACAAAUAUGUUGGACAAAAUCCUUGUUUGCUUACGCUUGCCUAUUGAAGAGAACGAAAACCUGGACACAAUCUGCCACAAGUGCGCUGACAACGUAGAAAGGUAUUAUGAAUUUAUAACUUAUAUCAAAAAGGCUCAGGCUAAAGUAGGGAGCAGUCAAAGAUACGUAGAACCAAGGCACGUGAAUACAAAACACGAGAAUGAAACACACAAUGUUCACAUGAACAAGAGACUCGUCACGUCCUACGUCAGGGAGCAAGUGUUCGACACCGACUACACAUUCUCGUUUCUGGACGCACCCAAUGAAGAGAAGAAAGAAACGCGACCCUCCAGCCCUUUAUUCUCAUACUUAUCACCGCCAAAUGUCCUUAAAGAUUCCUUCAAAGAUUCCUUGAAAGAAACCGUUUGGAAAACUCCCCAGCAGAAGACAAAAUACGGGUCUCAGAGAAGCCCAAAGAGGAGUGAAAGGAUCCGAGCGGGCAAUAGAGCCUCCGAUAGACCCCGGCAUCACUCCAGGGACCUCUUUGAGUCUCAGUCUCAGGAUGUAGAGGAACAUGAACCCAGAUCUUUUGACUGGAAACUGACGCCAGAAGAUAACAUCAUUAAAAGAGUCCGUGAGAACUGUUUCGGUCUUUCAAACUUUUAGUUACUUUUUGUUGUUUAUUAUUAUUUCUACACAUUUACUAAUUAAUGUUGUCACACAUUACUUACCGUUAUAUCUUGAGAAUGUGGUAUUGUUUAAAUAACAGGGUAUAUUUGACUACCUAAAUGUUGAUUUAUGAAAUAGAUUUUACGUAAAUAUUGAUCCUUGAAUGUUUCUCUGUUUUAUAUUGGAUGGGAUGAUUUAUUGGGUUGCGAAUACUUAUAAAAAAUACUAACUACAUUCUUAAGGAAUCUUAGAUUGUAUUGUGUUAGGAUAAUAUUGUUUAUAUUGCUGUGUAGUCCAUUCGAUAUUUUUAUAAUUUUUGUUUAAUCUCAUGAUAUUGUAAUAAUGUAGAAUUGGUACGGAAAAUGUAACUUCGAAGGAUAAUAGGUAGGAACUCCUAUGAAUUAAUAUCAUUAAGAUAUUGUACUGUAAGUGCAAGUAUUAAAAUGUAAGAAACGGCUGUAAUGUCAUUGAAAUAUUAAAUAUUGUCAGCAAAUAUUAAAUUAUUGGUUUGAACGCUGUGUAGAUUUUACAAAUAUUGUUAAUUCAGUUCCUAUAUUAAUUUCGCGCACAAGACCUUACGCAGUCCAUGUUUUAACAAUAGAUUUUAUUUAAUUACCUAAGACAACUAAGCAAACUUUAAGUACAGAGAAGUAUUCAUUAUUGUUACAUUAAAUCAUUAAUAGAUUAUAAAGGAUAGCUUUGCUACGGGUUUUUAAUAGCGUGUGUUGAUUUUCAGUUGUUAAAAUCAAAAUGGACACUUCAAUAAAACUUUGCAAAAACA